Aureococcus anophagefferens is the source of this 1404-nucleotide messenger RNA. RefSeq lists its product as hypothetical. The transcript has a single exon. Lineage: Eukaryota; Pelagophyceae; Pelagomonadales; Pelagomonadaceae. Bases 1 to 1404 code for a protein of 467 amino acids. The record is from RefSeq and is a predicted model, not a curated record.
AUGCCCGGUCGCUGUUUCCUGCUCUUCGCGGCCUUGGCGGCUAGCGACGCCGAUGGGAACGCCUUUACCGAGCACGUCAUCACGGCGCUCGCGGACGGCGCCCUCGAGGUCUUCGCCAUCGACGUCGACGGCGACGGCGACACGGACGCGCUUUCCGCGAACUGGAACGACAACACGGUCGCGUGGUACGAGAACGACGGGUCGCAGUCCUUUUCGGAACGGGUCAUCUCGACGCUCGCUGUCGACGGCGUCCGGGGCGUGUUCGCGAUCGACGUCGACGGCGACGGGGACGUCGACGCGCUUUCGACACUUCAAAACGAAGACACGGUCGCGUGGUACGAGAACGACGGGGCCCAGUCCUUCACGGAGCGCAUCAUCUCUGACACGGCGGACGGCGCCCUCUCCCCCUUCGCGAUCGACGUCGACGGCGACGGCGACGUCGACGCGCUCUCGGCGUCCUUCAACGACGACACGGUCGCGUGGUACGAGAACGACGGCUCCCAGUCCUUCACGCAGCGCAUCAUCACCGACUCGGCGAACUACGUCUACUCCGUCUUCGCGAUCGACGUCGACGGCGACGGCAACGUGGACGUCCUUUCGGCGUCCCGAUCGGACAACACGGUCGCGUGGUACGAGAACGACGGGUCCGAGUCCUUCCACAAGCACGUCAUCACGUACUGGGCGACACGCGCCUGCUCAGUCUUCGCGAUCGACGUCGACGGCGACGGCGACGUGGACGCGCUCUCGGCGUCGUCGUUUUUUGAUGGUGCCGUCAGCGACAACACGGUCGCGUGGUACGAGAACGACGGGUCCGAGUCCUUCACGAAGCGCGUCAUCACGACCUUGGCGGACGGCGCCUACUCCGUCUUCGCCAUCGACGUCGACGGCGACGGCGACGUCGACGCGCUCUCGGCGUCCUUCAACGACGACACGGUCGCGUGGUACGAGAACGACGGAUCCCAGUCGUUCACGAAGCGCGUGAUCACCGACUCGGCCGACGAAGUUUGGAGCGUCUACGCGAUCGACGUCGACGGCGACGGCGACGUCGACGCGCUGUCGGCGUCCGAACAAGACGACACGGUCGCCUGGUACGAGUCUUUGAUGACGCCGGCUCCGACGAUGACCCCGGCGACGAAGGAGCCGACGGUGGCUCCAACGCCGUCCCCGAAUCGCGACGACGACGACGACGACGACGACGAAGCUGCGCUAGCUUUCACCGCUCUGCUGGCCGUCGUGCUGCUCGCCGUCUGUCUGUUCGGCUGCGGCGCCGGAUUCUUCUUUUUCUACGCCCGCUCCAAGUCCGCGGGAAACGAGAAGGAGGCGUCCUCGCAGGAGCUGCCGGGUCUCUUCAAACAUUCUAGCAAGGUAGAGCAAACGAGCAAACCGCCGAUGCCCCUCGUGUGA